AUGACGAAGGGCAAGGCCAAGGACGAGGCCGCGAUGAAGGACCUCCUCGCGAGCAAAAUCGCGCGGCUCCAGGUCGGCGACGACGGCCUCGACGUCGACAUGAGUGGCAUCUUCUCCGACAGCACGCUCGUCGAGAGGAGCGUGCAAGCGUGGCAAGACAGCUUGGAGAGCGGCGAGAUCCUACGCAUGGAGACGACCGUCGGCCAGCUGCUCAGCCACCUCGCGGCGGUCCACAAGAAAGUCGGCGAGGUCCACGCCAAGUUUAUCGUCUCGCGCGAGCAGCUCACAGCGUCCCAAGACGCGCUCCAGAAGGUCUCGUCGACGAAAGGCAAGCUCGAGCAGCUCUGCCGCGAACUCCAGAAGCAGAACAAGACGAUCAUUUCCGAGUCGCGCAAGAUGGCCGAGGACGAAGACGCCAAGCGCAAGCAGCUCUCGGCACACGUCAAAAUGGAGCAGCAGGGCAAAGACUACGUCGCGUCGCUCCACGAGAACGAGGCGUUGCAGACCAAGCUCAAGACGUUCCUCGCACAGUACGAAGUCCGCGAGGAGCACUUUGCGCACCAGCUCCAGGCCAAAGACCUCACGGUACAGCUUGCCGAAGCCAAGCUCAAGCACCAAGUCGAGCUCACCAACCGCGAAGCCGAAAAGGUGCAAUUGACGCUCGAGAAGGCGCAGCAAAUCGCAGCCCGCGAGGCCGCGCUCCAGGAACAACUGGGCGCGUACUCGGAAAAGUUUGACACUGUCCAAGAUACGCUCUCGAAGAGCAACACGAUGUUUGUGACCUUGCGCUCGGAGAUGGACAAGAUGUCCAAGCACAUCAAGCGCCUCGAGAAGGAGAACGGGACGCUCAAGAAGAAGUGCGACGAGUACGACUCGGGGGCGAUCGAGGCCCUCCAAGAGCGCGUCCAGACGGCCGAGGACGCCAAGCGCCAAGCCGACAAAAUCCAGAAGCUCGAAGGACUCUGCCGCAUGCUCCAAGACGAACGCAAGCGUCUCAAGGAAGCGGCGUCGCUGGACACGGCCGUCGGGUCCUAA
Molecule: messenger RNA, 1035 nt
Organism: Saprolegnia parasitica CBS 223.65
Lineage: Eukaryota; Oomycota; Saprolegniomycetes; Saprolegniales; Saprolegniaceae
Exons: 4
Coding region: 1-1035 (344 amino acids)
Molecular function (GO): syntaxin binding
Source: RefSeq, a predicted model, not a curated record